GGACACACGUAGGGGCCCUGUGGGACCCGGUGAUGAUAGGGUGUCAGGCUCUCUGGAAGUGACCAGGCCUGGGGAACAGGGCAUGGCGCAGGUGGAUGGGGUCCCCCGGCCCGGGGCUGCCCUGGGCCAGGCCUGCAUCUUCAAGCUGGUUCUCCUGGGCAGUGGUUCUGUGGGCAAGUCCAGCUUGGCUCUCCAGUAUGUGAAGAAUGAUUUCAGGAGCAUCCUGCCGACCGUGGGAUGUGCGUUCUUCACAAAGGUGGUGGAUUUGGGGGCUGCGUCUCUGAAGUUUGAGAUCUGGGACACGGCUGGCCAGGAAAAGUACCACAGCGUCUGCCACCUCUACUUCAGGGGUGCCAAUGCUGCGCUUUUGGUGUAUGAUGUGACCAGGAAGGCUUCCUUCUGCAAGGCGCGGCAGUGGCUGAAGGACCUGGAGGAGGAGUUCCACCCGGGAGAAGUCGUGGUGAUGCUGGUCGGCAACAAGACGGACCUCAACCAGGAGCGGGAGGUGACCUUUGAGGAAGGGAGGGAGUUUGCAGAGAGCAAGGGGUUGCUGUUCAUGGAAACCUCGGCCAAACUGAACCACCAGGUGACUGAAGUCUUCAGUGCUGUCGCCCGAGAGCUUUUGCAGAGACAAGAGAAGAAGGAGGGCCAGAGGCAGCAGGGGGAUGCACGGCUGGCUCUGAAUGAGACGCCCCCGGGGCGGGGCAGAUGCUGCGCCCGCUAGAAGGGGCCACUCCAGGAAAGGCCGUGGGGAGGAUGCGCCCAGCCCACAACCCACUGGUCCUCAGGGUGAGCCACCGCCAGCUCCACGUCGCUUGUGGUACUUAUCCCGAUUCACUGUUGAUGCUGGCUUGCUCCUGAGUCCUAGAGGCUCUGCAAGAGGGCAUCCCUUAGA
Messenger RNA from Globicephala melas (long-finned pilot whale), 895 nucleotides. RefSeq names its product RAB17, member RAS oncogene family (gene RAB17). NCBI's taxonomy places the organism in Eukaryota, Metazoa, Chordata, Mammalia, Artiodactyla, Delphinidae. The record is from RefSeq and is a predicted model, not a curated record. Gene Ontology annotation, molecular function: GTPase activity; GTP binding. Gene Ontology annotation, biological process: vesicle-mediated transport. Gene Ontology annotation, cellular component: endosome.